AGAACUAUAGAGGAAGCGACCACCUUUUCGCACAUGCGUAGAAAAACAUCCUAGUUUCCGGAACCGAUCAGGCAGCCAAAGGCAACAACAUGGCUGCUGAUAGCGAUCCCGAGUCGGAGGUUUUCGAGAUCACCGACUUCACCACUGCGUCCGAGUGGGAGCGUUUUGUGUCCAGAGUGGAGGAAGUGCUUAAUGAUUGGAAGCUGACAGGGAACACUGCACGGAAGGUUUCUCCAGAGAAGGGGGAAUACACCAGUGGAACCUGGGCAGAGAAGUCGCAGGAAAUUAAUUUUGCUGACUUCAAGUUCUACAUAAGCCACUACUUUCUGAAACAAGAGUGUGAAGAGGAUGAUGGGAAGGACAACCUCGAGGAAGGUAGAGUCACUUUGUCUGCACUAUUAUCAACAUCAGCUUUUCAUUGACUGUUUGUUGUGAAUGAUGUCAACAGUGUUGGACAGUCCUGCUCAGUGCACAUGCAGGCUGUGGUAGAAGAACCGUCACGUUUUCAGAAUUUUGUUAUCAGAACGAUGACAAGCUGACAUCCAGACUCCACACCCUUUAUUAUGUAACUUUAGUUUUUAUUAUCCUGCAGGUUUGCAGAAAUAUUUAUUAUUAUUAACAUCAUCCCAGGGCACAGCUGUGGGCCUCCAUCCUCUGGUUUUCAUGCUUUGACUCUGGCUUGUACCACAGCCUGCUCCCACACCACUGUUGAAACACUGAUGAAGUAAACCUUCUUCUCGGAAAAAGCAGGAGGUUUGGAUGUAUCCGCUUAAAAAAGGGAAUAAACACCUUUUUUCUUUGUACAAAUAAAAGCAGGCAAAGCAGAAAUGUUACCUGGAUACUUGCUUAUUUGGUUGUGAAUGGCAGUGGGCGUCCACUGAGGAGGGUA
Molecule: messenger RNA, 889 nt
Organism: Haplochromis burtoni (Burton's mouthbrooder)
Lineage: Eukaryota; Metazoa; Chordata; Actinopteri; Cichliformes; Cichlidae
Product: RAB3 GTPase activating protein subunit 1
Exons: 4
Coding region: 90-422 (110 amino acids)
Biological process (GO): positive regulation of GTPase activity
Molecular function (GO): GTPase activator activity
Source: RefSeq, a predicted model, not a curated record